AUGGAUUUCUCUUACACUGGGAGAUCCCAGGUACAAUCUCUUGAUCCUGGAUACUAUAAAUUAGAAGUUUGGGGCGCACAUGGUGGAUCUACACCUGGAAACAAUAUCGCUUUUAUAGGAGGUCAAGGGGGUUAUUCCGUAGGUUAUUUAAACUUAACUGAAACUAUGACAGUCUAUGUCCGAGUUGGAGGUGUCGGAAAAGGUGUAAAUAAUGAUUGGGCAGAAGGUGGAUACAAUGGAGGUGGAUGCGCUUGGGGAAGAGCAAGUAGUCCAGGAAAUGGUGGAGGAGGCGGAACAGACAUCAGAAUCAACGAAGAUGACAUUUAUUCACGUGUAAUUGUUGCAGGGGGCGGUGGAGGUGGUGGAAGAGAGGAUGACGGAGGUUUUGGAGGUGGUCUAACUGGAGGUGGAAGUAAUCAGGUAAACAAACUUCAUCAUCAAGUGGAGGUGCUUUCUUUCAAGGAGCACAUACUGCAUAUAAUGGAGGUGCUGGAGGGGGAGGUUGGUACGGUGGAGGUGCUUCAAGUGGCUCUCAAACAAAGCCUAAAACAGGCACAACCGCUGUUUAUACUAGUGAAGGUAGUGGAGGUAGCGGUUAUGUUUACAAUGAAUCAACAGCAAAAGACUAUCCAAGUGGAUGCAAACUAA
Molecule: messenger RNA, 648 nt
Organism: Trichomonas vaginalis G3
Lineage: Eukaryota; Parabasalia; Trichomonadida; Trichomonadidae
Product: protein kinase a regulatory subunit binding
Exons: 1
Coding region: 1-648 (215 amino acids)
Source: RefSeq, a predicted model, not a curated record